This is a messenger RNA of Exophiala dermatitidis NIH/UT8656, 1422 nucleotides long. RefSeq names its product RuvB-like helicase 2. Gene Ontology annotation, biological process: box C/D snoRNP assembly; regulation of transcription by RNA polymerase II; chromatin remodeling. The record is from RefSeq and is a predicted model, not a curated record. Gene Ontology annotation, cellular component: Swr1 complex; R2TP complex; NuA4 histone acetyltransferase complex. The transcript has 3 exons. Lineage: Eukaryota; Fungi; Ascomycota; Eurotiomycetes; Chaetothyriales; Herpotrichiellaceae. Gene Ontology annotation, molecular function: ATP binding; DNA helicase activity; ATP hydrolysis activity. The coding region runs from base 1 to 1422 and encodes 473 amino acids.
AUGGCGGCUCCCAUAACUACCGUUUCGGAGACCCGUGAGGUCCGCGGACUCAAUCUCAUUGCUGCGCACUCUCACAUCCGCGGGUUGGGGGUGGACCUGGCAACACUCGAGCCCCGAGGUUCGUCCCAGGGCCUAAUCGGACAAGAGAAAGCGCGGAAGGCAGCCGCCGUGAUUCUGCAGAUGGUCAAAGAUGGGAAGAUCGCAGGGAGGGCGGUGUUGGUUGCUGGGCCUCCCAGCUCUGGGAAGACGGCCUUAGCUCUGGCUAUGGCACAAUCUCUAGGCCCAGAUGUGCCCUUCACGAUGCUUGCCUCAUCUGAAAUCUUCUCCCUGGAAAUGUCCAAGACCGAAGCCCUUACUCAGGCCUUUCGCAAGUCCAUUGGCGUACGUAUCAAGGAGGAGAGUGAGAUCAUCGAAGGAGAAGUCGUGGAGAUCCAGAUUGACAGGAGCGUGUCUGGUGGCAAUAAGCAGGGUAAACUUACCAUCAAAACUACCGACAUGGAGACCGUCUACGACAUGGGCACUAAAAUGAUUGACUCCAUGACCAAAGAAAGAGUAAUGGCUGGAGACGUCAUUUCAAUCGACAAAUCAUCCGGCAAAAUCACCAAGCUGGGCAGAUCAUACACCAGAUCGAGAGAUUAUGAUGCGAUGGGCGCAGACACCAAGUUUGUGCAAUGUCCCGAAGGCGAACUUCAGGUUCGAAAAGAAGUGGUUCAUACCGUAUCUCUCCACGAGAUAGAUGUCAUCAACUCCAGAACUCAAGGAUUUCUUGCAUUAUUUUCCGGGGACACGGGCGAGAUACGAAGCGAAGUGCGUGACCAGAUCAAUACAAAGGUCGCCGAGUGGAAGGAGGAGGGGAAAGCAGAGAUCAUUCCAGGAGUCCUUUUCAUUGACGAGGUGCACAUGCUGGACAUUGAAUGUUACUCAUAUAUCAACCGAGCAUUGGAAGCGGACCUUGCGCCGAUUGUCAUCAUGGCGAGCAACAGAGGCAACACGCGCAUCCGAGGGACUAAUUACAACUCGCCCCAUGGCCUACCCCUGGACUUUCUCGACCGCGUUGUCAUCAUCAGCACUCAACCGUAUUCGCCCGAGGAAAUCUCCCAAAUUCUUGCCAUCCGAGCUCAGGAAGAAGAGGUUGACUUAUCGGCGGACGCCCUAGCCUUGCUCACGAAGAUUGGUCAGGAAUCGGGUCUUCGCUAUGCCAGCAACAUCAUUACCACGUCGACUUUACUGAGUCAAAAACGGCGUGCCAAGGAGGUUAGCAUUGAGGAUGUUCAACGAAGUUACAAGCUCUUCUAUGAUCCGGCGAGAUCUAGUAGGCUGGUGAAUGAAUUUGAGAAACAAUUCAUCAGUGAAAAUGGGGAGGUCAGUUUUGUCCUGAAUGGCACCAACGGCAACACCAGCGACGCCAUGGAUACAGCUUGA